GUGGCACUGGGUGAGAUUUAAGGUCCCUUCCCACCCAGCCCAUUCCAUGAUUCCUGAAUGCGCCUCAUGCCACCAUCACAGGACAGUGUGGGUGCUGCUGGGGUGACCGCAGGCGAGGAUACCCCAGCGUGCCUGGGCUAAGAACAGAAGGUCUCAGGACUGGAGGGACAUGACCUGAGCCGGGUUUAGGUGAUGGGCCACAUGUCAGCUCUGGCCAGCACCAAAGGCUCAGGGAGGGGCAGGUUUGCAGGAGGGGGGGUCAAGAGCUGCUGAACGUCUCCUGGAGGCCUUGCUGGGGGGGCCGUGCCCACCCUGCCCUCCUGCCCUGGGCACAGGGCUGCCCAUCCCUGCUGAGCCCCAGGCUCUGUCCUGCUGCUGGGUCACAUUCCCAUUGCUCCACAACAGAAAUGCGGAGCAGUUUGGAAAGCAGAGAGGCUCCUCUGAGCCGCCAGGGCUCAGAGCAGGGGAUCUUCCACCCCGAAACAUCUGCCAGGCCCAUGACUGAUUUCCCUGCCUCUCCGCCAGCGCAGUGUGUACCCAGUGCCAGAGCCCCAUCCCUGCCCUGGCACGGAGCGAGAUGCCCUCCUUGGAGUUUGGGAAGGGCGCUGAGCUGGGAGGGAGGUAACUAUGUCUAAAAAAAUCCCGCGGCAACUCAGCCCUCCCGGUUGUUCUCAGGAAAGGGCUCAGGACCUGCAGAGCCGGGUGAGGAGGGAAGAACUGCAAAUGGCACAUCUGGGGAACAAAUAGGUGCCAGCCUGGUCUAGUGGAAGAUGUCCCUGUCCCUGGCAGGGGGAUGGAAUGGGAUGAGCUUUCAGAUCUCUUCCAGCCCAAACCAUUCCAUGAUUCUAUGAUUUGCUGUUUGGGGCAUGGAUGUUUGUGCUGGCACCACUGCUCUGAGUGCUGAUCUGUGGGAUGUGGCAGGGGCACAGCUGAGCUCUGCUGAGGAGCAGAGGGAAACCAGGAGCAAGCAGAACCCAGGAGCCUGGGGCUGCUCUUUUGGAGAGAGAAGGUUUGUCUGUGAGUCAGGGCAGGACCAGAACUGGAACUGUGCAGAGAAAAUUGGGUGGGAGCCAGGGGGAAAAGAAUGCCUCAAUCCUGGCUGAGGAGUUGUUUUUCACUUCUAAUGUUUCCUGGUCUGUGCACUGGGAGAGCUGGGUCAGGCACAGCCUGGAAAUCUGUUUCCUCAGUGCCCCGUGGUGCAGAGCAAGUGCCGGGGAGCAGGAGAGAGAGGGGCUGGUUGGGGUCCGCCGGUGCUGGCAGUGAGGCGCUGGGAUGGGGACAACUCGGCAGGAGGUGCUGACGUGGACAUGGGGCUGUGUCUGGGAUUUCCCAGCCCGUCCCUUGGAUUCGCCUCGGUUCGCUUCAGGCAGGAUGGAGGAACGCGCGAUUUUUGUUGUUUUCCAUGUUUUAUGGGAUGGCCAAGGCAGACGCCCUGAGCUGGGUCAGCGCAGGAUGCUCCUCCCCGGGGAGGUCCCAGGGCCGGCUCUCAGCUCCCCGCGCUGCUCCCUCAAGCCAAGCCCAGCCCGGCGCUGGCUCCGGCCGCUGCUGACUCCGAACAUGUGCUGGCCACACGGCGCUCCCUCCCUCAGGAAACAGCAGCCCCUGGGACGUGAAGUCAUCGCGUGCGGCUCAGGAGCUGCUGUAACCUCCCUGGAAUGUGCCCUCAGAUGUUUGUCUUUCGAUGGAACUCAUCAGUUCCUGUGCUGAGGUGUUUUUUGGGGAAAAACCUCUUCCCCAUCACACCGUACUUCCAAGGGGAAGGUCAGGCAUCCAGCCUCUUCCCUCCAAACCCUGGGAGCACCCCAACCCUUCCCUGGGUCUAUCCCGCCCGGGGGCUGGGGCCGGGGUUUGUUUGUCCCUGUUAGAGCAGAGCAGGCGGAGACAUUCCCUGCCUGGUGGCAUCGGAGCUGUUCCAGAGCUGCUCCAGCCUCACACGUGCCGGGAUGGAGGGAUGGAGGGAUGGGGUGGUCACCCAAGUGGGACAGGACGUUGGCUUGGAUGGGCACAAGCUGGUCCUCACAGCCCUCCCUGGCCUCUGGCUGGUGGUGGCAGCUGGAGGUUGGGAGCCGAGGGAAAGGAGGAGCAGGGAGGCCCCGUGGGUAGCCAGGGCUGCUCCCUGCGCUGCCGGCAGGCGUUUGGCACAGGAGGGAUGGAUGGAGGAGCCCCGUAAAACCCUGGACCCGCGGGCUUCCCCAGGAGGGAUGAGGAGCAGCACCUCUGGAACAUCUCAAGGCGGGACAGCAGCUCCCGAGACAUCCCCGCCCCGGCCAGGAGCGUCCCCGGGCUCCGGGGAUGGAAUGACAGGAAAGUUCUGCUGCAGCUCCUUCCUGGGCUGGGCUCCCUGAUCCCAGCGCCUCCGCCGGCUCCUCGCACAGCCGAUGUCCUCUCAGCCGAUGUCUUCUCACAGCCGAUGUCCUCCCACAGCCGAUCUCCUCGCUCCCUCUAGUGGGGUUGGGAGAGCUGCGUGGGCUCCUGCCUGGGCACACCUGUGUCCCUGUUCCUCCUCCUGAUGUCCUCCUGGAGAUCCUCCUCUGGCCAUGCUGGCCCGCACGCUCGCUCCCUGCUACUCCGCCGACCUGCGCCCGGCCUCGGGGAGCCUGGUGUCGGCCGUGGGCUGCACCGUGCUGCUGACGGCCCCCGCGCUGCGGGGCAGCAGGGCGGUGUCCUGGGAGUACAGAGCGGGCACGGAGGAGGGGGUCAUCCUCAGCUAUGCCCACAACCGCCCCUCCAUCAUGUCCCGGCUCUACGAGAACCGCACGACGUUCAACGAGUCGAACCUGUCGCUGCAGGUGGUGCUGCAGAGCGGGGACAGCCGCCUCUACCGCCUCCGGUCCCAGGAGGAGGCCACGGCCUGGUUCCAUCUGCACGUCGUGGCACCGCUGUCCAAGCCAGAGAUCGUGGGCAACUCCUCGGUGAAGGCAGGAGGCAACACCAAACUGGUCUGCAACGUGCUGCAAGGGAAGGCAGACUCCUACUGGUGGAAGAAAAACGGGCAGCUGCUCCUGGGAAGUGAGCGCAUCCAGUUUGUGGAGAACACCACGCUCUGCAUCCUGCGGGCGUCCAUCAGCGACAGCGGCUACUACACGUGCGUGGUGAGCAACGCCGUGAGCCAGAACGAGACCUCCUUCCUGCUGCAUGUCCACCACUCUGCCAACGUGGUGCUGCCCGUGGUCCUGGCCUGUGUCAUCAUCGGCUCGCUCGCAGGUAUCUUCGUCUGGUGUCAGAGAAGGGAGAACGAGUGUGACAACUGUUGGUAGAGCUGGCUCAGCCCUGCUGUUGCCCUUCCCUGAUGAUGGAUACAGCUGGGAGUGCCAGGUAUCCCAGCUCAGCCUCUCCUGGACUCCCCUCUGAAGUGUUCAAGCUGCCAGAACCUGCAGAUAUUGUUUUGGAAAACACUGGUUUGGACUAUUUCUAUGUUGUCCUGCUCUUCCUGUUGUGCAUCCCUGGAGAGGGAUGUACCUGCUCCUCCCUCCAUCCUCCCGGCUCCCUCCAGAGCCCUGCACAGGCUCAUGGCUCUGGAAAGAGCCACUGUCCCUGCUGGGCAAAUCCACAGUCCCGGGAGCCAGCCCUGCCUCCCGGUGUCCUGCCGUGCCAGGGGGUUGCCAGGGGGCUUGGGGGCUGAGGCUCUGGGCAUCCUGCUCCGUGUGGCCCUCGGAGGGAGGAGAAAGGGCAGGACUGCGCUGUGUGUGCGUCCAGGCGGGAGCGGGGCAGCGGGAGCUGGCAGGGAAUGGGGAGCAGCAAAGGAGUUCAGGGUUUGAAGGCAGAUCCCAAGGAAAUCCCUGCAGCCGGCUGAGGUAGGGAUGCUCCCGAGCCCAUCUCCUCCGGCCCUGGGCUCUGCAGCAUCCCCUCCUCUUCCCAGCACAAGGAGUGCUGUUGCCAGCUCGUCCUUCCCGUUUGCUGCUCCUGCGGGUGACAUCAGCCUUGGCCUGGUUGGAUACCGGGAGCCCUGCUCCUGUCCCCUGCUGUCCCCUGCUGUCCCCUCCCUCCCCGUGCUGCUUCUGCAGGGCUCUCCUGGGCGGUGCUGUGAGGGGAGGCAGAGCAGGCAUCUCCCACCUGCAGAGAACUAGAUGCUCCCCCGGGAUGCUGGACCUCACUGUUGGUCACCCCGGGACAUUUGCACCCCCUUUUUAGUCUGAGGGGGAAAUCCCAGCUCCAGGGCCCACCCUGAGCCGGUCCCCAGCGCCUCUGGAGCAGGCUGGGGAACCUCUCCAAGGCCAACUGGAAAAUUGUGGGAGAGGAUAUUCAGGGGCUGUUAGCAAGGGGCCAUCUCAGCCUGGGGUUUCAUGGAGCCAUUGGAGGAAGCAGAGGAGUUUGGGUGGAGUAGAUGAGAUUCUGACCCCACUGGAAGCUGCAGGACAGGUUGUCGUGUUCUCUGUUGCACGUGAGGGUGUAAAACGUAGCCACACGUUUUACAAGGAAACCUUUCCUAAGUUGAGGAGUUGUCUGUGAGUUGUUGUGGAGACUUUGUGGUUUGUUGAUGGCUGUUGCUGCUAAUAAAGUGUGUGUUAUCCCA
Molecule: messenger RNA, 4513 nt
Organism: Corvus hawaiiensis (hawaiian crow)
Lineage: Eukaryota; Metazoa; Chordata; Aves; Passeriformes; Corvidae
Product: cell surface A33 antigen-like
Exons: 6
Coding region: 2538-3257 (239 amino acids)
Source: RefSeq, a predicted model, not a curated record